UUCCUAACUACGCGACACGUUCUCUCGGGAACCGUUUCCUGCUGACGUUCUGUUUACUCUAUCAUUUUAAUGGAUUUGAUUUCUCAAACAGAAGUACUUAAGCAGCCUGUCUUAAUUAACCGCUAAUAAAAUAAUGGGGAUAUGUGCACGAUGCGCUCUACUUUGGUAAUACAUUGUAUUUGCGCACGAGCUCCGUUGCUGAUAGUGAGGACGUUACAAGAAAACAGUCUCGUGCUUUCCUAACGAUAUCACUUCUCUUUACCACUAGAGUUGCAUCAAACGGUGACAGGGUGGUGAAAUUUCAGGUUUGAGGGUUGUUUGUUGCUUCAAGAUGGCUGGGGGCAUCACAGAAUCAGGGGAGCCUUACUCACCAUUUGUUGGCCUGGUGUACAUGUUCAAUCUAAUUGUUGGCACUGGUGCCCUGACCAUGCCCAAGGCUUUUGCAGCAGCUGGCUGGGUAGUCAGCAUCUCCCUCAUCACAUUUUUGGCUUUUAUGAGUUUCAUGACCACCACAUUUGUGAUCGAAGCCAUGGCUGCUGCCAAUGCCCAACUACGCUGGAAGAGGCGAGAACAGGAAGAGAUUAAUGACAGCGACUCCAGCUCGGACUAUUCAGAUGAUGAGGUCACUAUCCGGGGACGUUCAGAACCUGUCGAGACGCGGCCCAUUCUCUCUGUCCAGCGUGCUUCGAAUAUAGACCACUUUGACAUUGUCGAGAGGGUCGAGAUGGGACAAAUGGCCUCCAUGUUUUUUAAUAAAGUUGGCGUCAACAUGUUCUACAUCUGCCUAAUCGUGUACCUGUACGGAGACCUGGCCAUUUAUGCUGCUGCUGUACCUGUGUCACUGAUGGAGGUCGCUUGUGGGAAUCACUCGUGCAGUGCUGGGAGUGUGAAAUACAACGAUACCGAGUCAUGCUGGGGCCCUGUAAGACGCAAAGACGCCUACAGAGUGUUUCUGGCUGUCUUCACACUGUUCUUGGGGCCCUUCACCUUUUUUAAUGCGCAGAAGACCAAAUACCUCCAGAUCGUCACCUCUGUAAUGAGAUGGAUUGCAUUCACCAUGAUGAUCAUCCUGGCUUUGAUUCGCAUUGGCAAGGGGCACAGUGAGGGCCGCCCAUCUGUGGCUCAGGUCUCGGGUGUGCCCAACCUCUUCGGGGUCUGUGUCUACUCAUUCAUGUGCCAGCACUCACUGCCCUCACUCGUGACGCCCAUCUCCAACAAGCAGCGCAUGAGCGCCCUGGUCAUGGCCGACUACAUCCUCAUCCUGUGCUUCUACGCCCUGCUGUCCCUCACAGCCAUAUUCUGCUUCGACAGCUCUCUCCUGCGUGACAUGUACACUUUGAACUUCACAGAUAACUGUGACGUUUUGGGCAUUCCAGUGUUGCGCUACUUCCUGGGCCUCUUUCCCGUCUUCACCAUUAGCACCAACUUUCCCAUAAUAGCCGUCACACUACGCAACAACUGGAAAACUCUCUUCCAUCGCGAUGGCGGCACGUACCCUUGGGUUGUGGACCGGAUCGUCUUCCCGCUCAUUACUCUAGUGCCGCCCAUUAUCGUGGCCUUCUGUACUCACGAUCUGGAGUCGCUUGUGGGUAUUACUGGAGCAUAUGCCGGAACGGGCAUUCAGUAUAUGAUCCCGGCCUUUCUGGUGUAUUUCAGUCGGCGCCAUCUAGAGCCCGUGUUGGGAAGGGAUGCUGUAAAUAAGCACCGGUCACCUUUCCAUCAUGCUUUCUGGGUUUGGUUUGUGAUAUUGUGGGCAACGUUCUGUUUAAUGUUUGUAACGGCUAAUAUUGUCCUUACAGAAACCAAGAACUGAGUAUAAAGCGGAUUUGUUUUGGCAAGCUGCGUUUUUGUUUUAAUUGGAAGGGUGUUUGUUAGGAUCUAUGUUAAAUGAAUGGCAUUAUCUGAAAUUUUAAUUCAGUUUCUGAAAGGGACCAACAGAAGUUUUGGCAUUUCUUCAGUAGGACUAACGUGAGACUUUUCUCUCACAAAUCCACAGUCCUUUAGCGGAUGAUCUAAAGUAAACGCUACUUCAGUUGGUCAGGUGAAUCUCAUGAAAACAUGCCUGGGUCAUGUUUCACCCCAAAAGCAAAAAUAAAUAAAUAAACAAUAAUACAAAUAUAUUUUAUUUUGCCUAAGGAAGAAAAAGUCUUAUGUUAUUUACAUGACUAUCAAGCACAUUUACACCAAAUUAUCUUCUGAAUAAUGAUUGUCAUUAUUGCAAUAUAGUAAAUAAAUACAGUACAACUACUACAAUACUAUAAUGCAGUGGUUAAUUUAUGACUUAAUUAAAAAUAACAGCAU
Pimephales promelas (fathead minnow) is the source of this 2301-nucleotide messenger RNA. It is a transcript of the gene slc38a12, whose product is annotated as solute carrier family 38 member 12. NCBI's taxonomy places the organism in Eukaryota, Metazoa, Chordata, Actinopteri, Cypriniformes, Leuciscidae. The record is from RefSeq and is a predicted model, not a curated record.